Molecule: messenger RNA, 72 nt
Organism: Caenorhabditis briggsae
Lineage: Eukaryota; Metazoa; Nematoda; Chromadorea; Rhabditida; Rhabditidae
Exons: 1
Coding region: 1-72 (23 amino acids)
Source: RefSeq, a predicted model, not a curated record
AUGGAUGCAAGAAAAAAAAGAACGAGGAAUGGUGGAGAAAAAAUGGGAAAGGGACAACAAUUGGGAGAGUAA